AAUAGUCCUUCGAUUGUUUCACAUCCUCUGAGUCAGACACUGACCAUUAUUCCUAAGAGGGCUGAGAAACACUAGAGAACGUGGAGGAAAAGGAGCCUGGCGGGGGAGCACAGUGUUUGCUUUUCCUUUCUUAAAACCGCGCUCAGCUGCAAUACAAGGCCGCUAGCCGACAGGUGGGUGUGCCGCUUUCUGUGGACAGAAAGAUCUCAGACAGAUCUCUCCCACAGCACACUGUUCCCAGACCCGGUGGUGGUGGUGGGGAGGGUGAGGGGUGUGUGUCUUAAGAAUCAUUUGCCCCAACCGCAGCGCUCUGACCCUCUGACGAGAUGUCGCCGAGGUGUCACCGAUGGCAGGAGGGGUCCAAGUCCGCCUGCCGCCAUUCAGCCGGCCUCCGCUCAACCUAAAAGGUUACAUGUCACUUAUCACUGCUCUCGGUUCCUAGGCCCGGUGAGCCACCUCAGCUAGUCCGCUCCGCCCUGCCACCGCGGGGUCUCGCCGGGGGAGCCAGGCUGAGAUCGGUCGGGGCCCCCACCUUCAGCUCAGCCGUCCUCUAAUCCGGCUGCUGUGGGCUUGCCCGGUUGCUUUGGCACGAAUGAGAACAACAACUAGAAGGCACGCUCCCGAGGUCCGGAUGGGCCUCCGUGGCCCGCCUGGGCCAAGGAAGAGGGCUUUUAGGGCGCACCUUGUGGCGGCCAGCCGGGUCCUGUCCUGGCUCCUCCGAAAGCCUUCCCCGCCACAACUCUAUUCCAAUCGGCCCUGCCCACCCGGCCUACUUCCCCAAGCUCUGGGGCCCCCGUUGAGGUGUCGCUCCCCGCCUCCCGCCUGGGACGCCGGUUCGUGUUGUGCAACACGUGCCGCGCGAUCUUUUUUUUCUCAAACUUCCUCUUCUCCCGGGUCCACACCGCAUUUCUCACCACUCCCAGCGCCCGCCCCAGUGCUCCCGGAUCUUCGCGCCCAAGCCUCUGAUCCCCUUAAAGCCCCCAAGCGGAGACUUCCUGCUCACAAGCCCCGGGCGCUCAGCCCCCGUCCGGCUGGCUGCCCGCGCCCCAGCCCUCGCGGCGGCAGCAUCCUCCGGGCCGCUGCGCCUCCGGGGACGCGUCGGGGUCUCACCGGCUGGGAGCAGUCUGGCUUCGGAUAGUCCAAGAGCCGCAGGGAGAAGCGACCCAGGGCGGACACCGUCUGGAGCAAUAGCAACAGCCCCAGCGGGGUUCCCAGGAAGACCGGUGCCUGAAUCCAAAGUUGAUCACAUUGACUCUCACCAGUGUUGAGCGAAGCAGACCACCUCUGCUGACCUGGGACCUGGAAUAUAAUAGUGACCACUUGAAUUUGCCUGAGGUCAGGGCCUCUACAGUACACAAGUCCAGGAAAUGCCAUCAAUAUCGUAAUCUGUGUGAAUGGCGCCCCCUGGAGUUGUGCUAUGCACAGUGCAAGCACCCAGGCUGUGCGAAGACUGCUCACGAGGUCAGGAAUAACAGUGGUGAGAUGGUUAUGGCUCCUCAGUGCCUCCUUUGCUCCUCAUGGAGGCAUUCCAGAAGUUCUGUGGUCACAGCAGCCUCAGGAGGGAGGGACCUGCCAAGUCACAGAUGUAGUCGACUUGAUUCCUGUGUAUUCCAUCUGGCAAGGUCCAUGUGUAUAGUUACCGUAAUGUUGGCGAAAAAAAUCAUUUGCAAUGAAGAAGUCGUUGGUCUUGCAAAAUUCUAUCAUGUGAUCUCCAGCAUCAUUUCUAUCACCAAGGCCAUAUUUUCCAACUACCGAGCCUUCUUCGUUUCCAACUUUCGCAUUGCAAUCACCAGCAAUUAUCAGUGCAUCCUGAUUGCAUGUUCGAUCAAUUUCAUACUGCAGAAAUUGGUGCUGUCAGAGUUCUCCUGGCCUUAGUCUCCACUGGUCUCCUGAGAGCCUGAGAAGAUGGCUGCAGCAGCGGUGGCUGGGCUGAUCCCUGUCUUCCACUCUGUGGUUGGCGACAAAUCUGGUUACUACAUUGGGCGGCAGCUCUGGUUUGGCUUCAUCGCUGUGUACGGAGUGGUGGUGUACGUGGUCCGCAUGCCCUGGGCCCUGCUGCACGAAGAUUUCUACUGCCACGGCAACAUCACCAAGCCUUGCCUGAUUGAGUGUUUUGAAAAACGUUUUAGCAAACCUGUCGUGGGAAUUUGGUACUUCUUUUUCUUUAUCUUCCUUGCUGCCUUCUUCCUCAUGGAAUUUUUCAUGGCUCAGAUUCGGCAUAAGCAGAUCAAGGUUAAGUCGGUGGAGUCAGGGGCAGAAGCAGAAGAGGGCUCGAUGGUGGGAAUCCAGGAGAAAAUCUCCCGUCCGAAGAAAUCCAUCCUGAACUUCCACCGGGAGAAGAUGCUUUUGCUUUUGUACCUCCUUUACUUCCUCCUGCAGGUUGGCUCCCAGUGCGUGUUUUUAUUCAUUCUCAUAUCUCAACACCUGCCCGUGGUGAGCCAAGCCACCAUGCUCUGCACCAGCAAUAGCUGCCCAGGAUCCUAUAUCUGUUUGAUCCGGGGAACCAUGGAGAAGCAAAUGUCCAUCUACACCCUCAUCACCAUGUCCUUCAUGAUCAUCCUGUUCUGCUCAGGCUUCUUCUUGUACAGUAUUCAUCAUUACCUGCUAAAAGGCUUUGCAAGAGCUAAGUCCUGGCUUGACUGAGGUUGGAAGGGACGAUACCCUUCAUAAUUAGAAGGGUGGUCCUCCCACACACUAGAAAGUUUAUGUUCCUCUAAAUACUGUUUCUGGGGCAGAGCCUCCUCCUGCUAAUUUUCUUUGCUUUCUUCCUGUAUGAAAUAAAUAUUUGCUGUUCUUGUUUCUCUCUUGACAGCCAGGCUAAGGUUGUGUAACUGUAUGGUGAGUGGUAGGCACUGGGUAACAUUUCAGUGCUCUUUCAGAUACACUAGUUAAUUUGGUCCUCAACCAAAGCCUGUGAGCUUUUUACUCACUGCUUCCAAAAUCUUCAAAUCAGGAAGAGUUUUCAGUCUUAAAACUAAGAGUUUUAAAGAUUCUAAAGAGAUUAAUUUACUUGUGCUCUGCCCCCUCCCGUUUAGCCCUUAAAACAGAGGAAAAGGUUAUUUCUCUCCACAGGAAAAUUCUCAGCUGGACUUGCAGGCUAGGUUCACUCUGGUUCUGCCCCUUGGAGAUCCCCGAGUCCCUAGGUGUGGGCCCAGGCUUUGUUCUGGACUUGGUGUGCCACCUUAUUUGGGUCACCAGUGAGGAUGGAAAAAACCUGGAUGGGUCCCGCUGGGGAGGGGAUGGGUGCGACUAGGGGGACUGAGGUUCAAUAGGAGAUUUGAGGUUUCACUGUACCCAGAAUUGCACCUCACUCUCAAGACUGACCCAUAUCUGGAGAUAUGUUGAAGCCUGGCUCAGGUUUACACUAAGUUAUUAACCACUCUUUGGGGUUCUCAGAGCCCUGCCGAAUCCUGUCGCCUGCAAGCCCAAGGGAGUUUGACUUUAGCAAGUGAGACUGUCAGCCAAUGAUGCCUCCAGACAUGGCUAAAGCUCUUCACUUCUGGAGAGGGGCAAAGACGAAAAUCAGAAUGAGGACAUUGCAGGGAAGGUAUGGUCAGUCACAUCAUCCUGUGCCUCAGACUGGCUCCCUCCAAGGGCUCAGUGUCAGACGUGGAGCAGAGGACAGAGCCAGGAGCCCUGUCUUGCUGAGUUCACUAUGUGCUGUCCAAGUGAGAGCAUGAUGUUCCCACAUCACUUACCUGACUGUAGCUGAGAUUUGCCUCUACCAUAGCCUUAGACUGUGUCAGAAAGGCCCCAAGGUGACCUCUAAUGAUUUCUACCCUCUAGUGCCCACGUGGAAACCCUGGUGGCAUAACAGUUAAGAGCUACUUCUGCAAACCAAGAGGUUGUCAGUUCGAAUCCACCAGGUGCUCCUUGGAAACCAUGGGGCAGUUCUACUCUGUCCUAUAGGGUUGCUAUGCGUUGGAAUCGGCUCAACGGCAAUGGGUUUGGUUUUUGUUUUUAGUGCCCACAUCUUUGUGUAAUUCCCUCAUUUUGAGUGCAGGCAGGAACUUUGGUUUGCUUCUAACUGAAUAUGGAAAAGGUGAUGGGAUGUCACACCCUUGAUUAUGUUCCGUUCUAUAAGACUGUUUCAGCAGACUAGAGAGAAAGCCUCUCUCUUGCUAGCUUUAGAGAAGGAAGUUGCUGUGUUGUGAGACGGCCAGGAAGGAAGCUACAUGGCAAGGAAUUGUAGAUACCCUCUUAAAGCCGAGAAAAGCUGCCAGCUGACAGCCAGGAGGAAAAUGAGAACCUUAGUCCUACAACCACAAAAGAAUGGAAUUAUGCCAACACACAAAUGAGCUUGGAAGCAGACUUUUUCCCCAUUUGGAUCUUCUGAUGAGAACACAACCCAGGUGACUCCUUGCUUGCAGCUUUGUGAGACCUUGAGAGAGAACCCAUGUUAAUGGGUUCUGACUCAUGGAAACUGUGCAAUAGUAAAUGUAUGUUGCUUUAAACCUCUAAGUUUGUGGAGAUUUGUUACACAGCAAUAGAUUACUAAUACACUGACUCUGUGGUCCCCACAAAGGUACAUGAGCUAAUGGAAGCUGGGUAGUCUCUGCAUUAAAACAUUUGUGGGCACAUGUUCUUCUUCCAUCCCAGGAAAAUGAUUCUCCUUCACCCUCUCCGAGCAGCUGAUCCAGAUGCACCCUCAGGGCCUGUACAAGUGUUAGCAGUAGUGCCAGAGACCAAAGCCUCUGUGGCUCCCACCCUUCCUUCUAGGUAGGAAGGCUCCUACAAGAUACUGUUCUGAAGAGAUCCACCUUAUUCUGCAUGACCCGUCCUAUUCUCUAUCCUAUUCUCCAGGAAACCCUGGUGGCACAGUAAUAAAGAGCUAUAGCUUAAGAGCUAUGGCUACUAACCAAAAGGUCAGCAGUUUGAAUCCACUAGGUGCUUCUUGGAAAUUCUAUGGGACAAUUUUACUCUGUCCUGUAUGGUCUCUAUGAGUCAGAAUCACCUUGAUGGCAAUGGGUUUGGUUUAUUCUGCAUGUGGGCUCAGCUAGCACCAUGUGUUGCACAUACAAUUAUAAAUAAGUGGGCUUGCUGGGCUCACACAACCCUCACCAAGCAAACAGUUGGCAGCUGGAGUUGCUAGAUUCCACUUUCUACGCUCAUCCUUGCCUAGGCAUCUUUGUGCACCGAGUAACCUGCACAAUUGUGUGCAGGGCCCUGUGAGGCCCCCUUUUGUGCCUCAGUUGGGCUUGUGAGGAGGCUGGUACCCUGUGUGAGGAUUCACCCAGCACCUGUCUGGAGUUGGGUAGGAAAAGGUUACCUCUGAGAUCUGUGGAACAUUUUAGGAGUGAUUCAGAGCCAAGUGUUGCUGUUUACCCAGCGCCUAGAACAGUGCUUGGUACAUGUUGUUGUUGGGGGCCAUCAAGUUGAUUCCAACUCAUAGAGAUCCUACUGGACAGGGUAGAACACCCCAUAGGCUGUAAUCCUUACGGCAACAAAUCUUCAGGUCUUUCUCCCACAGAGUCAUUGGGUGGGUUAAGACCACCAACCUUUCAAUUAAUAGCUGAGUGCUAAACUGUUGCACCACCAGGGCUCCUGGCUUGGUACAUAGUAGGGGCUCAAUAAAUGCUUUUUGGACAAAGGAGUAUAACCAUGUACCCUCAGAGAAUUUUUUUUUGAGGUAGAAUUCACAUAACAUCCAAUUAACCAUUUGAAUGUGUACAAUUCAGUGACAUUUAGUACACUCUCAAUGUUGUACAACCACUGCCUCUCUCUAGGUAUACCUGUAUCUGUUAAGUAGUUACUUUUUCUCUCCCCCCACCCCGCCAUUCUCUGGCAACCACAAAUCUUUCUGUCUCUAUGGAUUUGCCUAUUCUGGAUACUCCAUAUAAAAGGAGUUAUACAAUAUGUAACAUUUAGUGUCUGGCUUGAUUCAUUUAGCAUAAUGUCUUCAAGCUUCAUUCAUGUCAUAGCAUGUAUCUGUACUUCAUUCUUUCAUUGCAAAAUAAUAUUCCAUUGUAUGUCUAUAUGGCAAUAUGUUUAUCCAUUGAUCCAUUGAUUGACUUUUGGGUUGUUUUCACCUUUUGGCUAUUAUGAGUAAUGCUGCUAUAAACAUUCGUGUACAAGUUUCUGUGUAGACAUAUGUCUUCAUUUCUCUUGGAUAUAUACCUAGAAGUAGAAUUUUUGGGUUAUAUGGUAAUUCUAUUUAACUGUUUGAGGAACCUCCAAAGUGUUUUCCGCAGUAGUUACACCAUUUUAUACUCCCAGAAGCAAUGCAUGGUGGGGGGGUCCCUAUUUCUCCACAUCCUUGCCAACACUUGUUUUUUUUAAAAAAUUAUAGCCAUCUUAUAGGUGUGACCCCUACACAUCUGUCAGUUUGUCAUAUUGUGGGGGCUUGUGUGUUGCAGUGAUGCUGGAAGCUAGGCCACCGGUAUUCAAAUACUAGCAGGGUCACCCAUGGUGGACAGGUUUCAGCUGAGAUUCCAGGCUACGACAGACUAGGAAGAAUGACCUGGCUGCCUACUUCUGAAAAGAAUUAACCAGUGAAACCCUUAUGAACAGCAGUGGAACAUUGUCUGAUAUAGUGCCGGAAGAUAAGUCCUUCAGGUUGGAAGGCACUCAAAAUAUGACUGGGGAAGAGCUGCCUCUUCAAAGUAGAGUUGGCUUUAAUGAUGUAGAAGGAAUCAUGCUUUCGGGACCUUCUUUGCUAAUGUGGCAUGACUCAACAUGAGAAGAAAGAGCUAUAAACAUCCAUUAAUAAUCAGAACAUGGAGUGUAUGAAGUAUGAAUCUAGGAAAAUUGGAAAUUGUCAAAAAUGAAAUGGAAUGCAUAAACAUUGCUAUCCUAGGCAUUAGUGAGCUGAAAUGGACUGGUAUUGGUCAUUUUGAAUCAGGCAAUCACAUGGUCUACUAUGCUAGAAACGACAACUUGAAGAGGAAUGGUGUCACAUUCAUCGCGAAAAAGAAUAUUUCAAGAUUGAAUUGACUCGACGGCACUGGGUAUCCUGAAGUACAACGCCGUCAGUGAUAGGAUAAUACCCAUAUGCCCACAAGGAAGACCAGUUAAUACGACUAUUAUUCAAAUUUACACGCCAACCACUAAGGCCAAAGAUGAAUAAAUUGAAGAUUUUUCCAACUUCUGCAGUCUGAAAUUGAUUGAACAUGCAAUCAGGAUGCACUGAUAAUUACUAGAGAUUGGAAUGCGAAAGUUGGAAAAGAAGAAGGAUCGGUAGUUGGAAAAUAUGGCCUUGGUGAUUGAAAUAAUGCUGGAGAUCACAUGAUUGAAUUUUCCAAGACCAACGAUUUCUUCAUUGCAAAUACCUUUUUUCACCAACAUAAACAGCGAUUGUACACAUGGACCUUGCCAGAUGAACACACAGGAAUCAAAUCGACUACAUUUGUGGAAAGAGACGAUGGAAAAGCUCAAUAUCAUCAGGCAGAACAAGGCCAGGGGUCGACUGCAGAUCAGAUCAUCAAUUAUUCAUAUGCAAGUUCAAGUUAAAACUGAAGAAAAUCAGAAUAAGUCCACAAGAACCAAAGUACGACCUGAGUAUAUCCCACCUGAAUUUUGAGACCUUCUAAAGAAUAGACUUGAUGCACUGAACACUAACGACAGAAGACCAGACGGAUUGUGGAAUGAAAUCAAGGACAUCAUACCUGAAGAAAGCAAGAGGUCAUGAAAAAGACAGGAGAAAAAGAAAAGACCUAAAUGGAUGUCAGAAGAGACUCUGAAACUUGCUCUUGAAGGUUGAGUAGCUAAAGCAAAAGGAAGAAAUGAUGAAGUAAAAGAACUGAACAGAAAAUUUCAAAGGUUGGUUAGAGAAGACAAAGUAAAGUGUUAUGAUAAAAUGUGCAAAGGCCUGGAGAUAGAAAACCAAAAGGGAAGAACUCACUUGGCAUUUCUCAAGCUGAAAGAACUGAAGAAAAAAUUCAAGCCUCGAGUUGUAAUAUUGAAGGAUUCUAUGGGGAAAAUAUCAAACAACUCAGGAAGCAUCAAAAGAAGAUGGCAGUAAUACACAGAAUCACUAUGCCAAAAGGAAUUGGUCAACAUUCAGCCAUUUCAAGAGGUAACAUAAGAUCAGGAACCUAUAGUACUGAAGGAAGAAGUCCAAGCAGCACUGAAGGCAUUGGUGAAAAACAAGGCUCUGGAAAUUGACAGAAUACCAAUUGAGAUGUUUCAACUAACGGAUGCAGCGAUGGAAGUGCUUACUUGCCUAUGCCAAGAAAUUUGAAAGACAGCUUCCUGGCCAAUCUACUAGAAGAGAUCCAUAUUUAUGCCUGUUCCCAAGAAAGGUGAUCCAAUCAAAUGCAGAAAUUACUGAACAAUAUCAUCAAUAUCACAUGUAAGUAAUUUUGCUGAAGAUCAUUCAAAAGCGGCUACAGCAGUACAUCAACAGGGAACUGCCAGAAAUUCAAGCUGGAUUUACAAGAGGACAUGGAACCAGGGAUAUCAUCGCUGAUGUCAGAUGGAUCUUGGCUGAAAGCAGAGAAUACCAGAAAGAUAUUUACCUGUGUUUUAUUGACUAUGUUAAGGCAUUCAACUGUAUGGAUCGUAAAAAAUUAUGGAUAACAUUUCAGAGAAUGGGAGUUCCGGAACCUUAAUUGUGCUCAUAAGGAAUCUGUGCGUGGUUCAAGAGGCGGUCAUUGGAAGAGAACAAGGGUAUACUGCAUGGUUUAAAGCCAGGAAAAGUGUGCGUCAGGAUUGUAACCUUUCGCCAUACCUAUUCAACCUGUAUGCUGAGCAAAUAGUCUGAGAAACCAGACUAUAUGAAGAAGAAUGGGGCAUCAGGAUUGGAGGAAGAAUCAUUAACAACCUGUGUUAUACAGACGACACAACCUUGCUUGCUGAAAGUGACGAGGACAUGAAGCUCUUACUGGUGAAGAUCAAAGACCACAGCCUUCAGUAUGGAUUACAUCUCAACAUAAAGAAAACAAAAAUCCUAACAACUGGACCAAUGAGCAAUAUCAUGAUAAACCAAGAAAAGAUUGAGGUUGUCAAGGAUUUCAUUUUACUUGGGUCCACAAUCAACACCCAUGGAAGCAGCAGUCAAGAAAUAAAAAGACGCAUUGCACUGGGCAAAUCUGCACUGGGCAAAACCUCUUCAGAGUGUUGAAAAGCAAAGAUGUCACCUUGAGGACUAAGGUGCGCCUGACCCAAGCCGUGGUGUUUUCAAUCACCUCAUAUGCAUGGGGAAGCUGGAUGCUGACUAAGGAAGACUGAAGAAGAAUUAACGCCUUUGAAUGGUAGUGUUGGCGAAGAAUAUUGAAUGUAUCAUGGAACAAGUCUGUCUUGGAAGAAGUGUAGCCAGAAUGGUCCUUAGAAGCUAGGAUGGUGAGACUACAUAUCCCAUACUUUGGAUAUAUUAUCAGGAGGAUCGGUCCCCAGAGAAGGACAUCAUGCUCGGUAAAGUAAAGGGUCAUCGAAAGAGAGGAAGACCCUCAAUGAGAUGGAUUGACACAGUGGCUGCAACAAAUGGCUCAAGCAUAGCAACAAUUGUGAGGAUGGCACAGUAUUGGGCAGUGUUUCAUUCUGUUAGUGCAUAUGGUUACUACGAGUUGGAAUUGGCUUAACAGCACCUAACAACAACAGCAGUAGCAGUUGUGAGGAAACCCUGGUGGAGCAAUGGUUAAGUGCUACAGCUGCUAACCAAAAUGUCAGCAGUUCAAAUCCACCAGGUCCUCUUUGGAAACUUUAUGGGGCAGUUCUACUCUGUCCCUAUAGGUUGCUAUACUGGAAUUGACUCGGGUUUUGAUUUUUGGUAGUAGGUGUGAAUGGGAGUAGUGGUGGUUCAGUGGUAAAAUUCUUGCUUUUGAUUCCCAGCCAAUGCACUUCAUGUGUAGCCACCACUCAUCUAUCAGUGGAAGCUUCUGUGUUGCUAUGAUGCUGAACAGGUUUCAGUGGAGCUUCCAGGCUAAGAUAGACUAGGAGGAAAGGCCUGGUGAUCUGCUUCUGAAAAUCAGCCAAUGAAAAUUCUAUGGAUCACAUGGUCAAAUCCGGAACUGAUCAUGGGAAUGGCACAGGACUGGACAGCUUUUUGUUCUGUUGUGCAUGGGGUCACCAUGAGUCAGGGCUGACUCCACCGCAGCUAAUAAUAACAAGUGGGUGUGAAGUGGUAUCACAUUGUGGGUUUGAUUUGCAUUUCCUUAAUUGCUAGUGAUGCUGAACAUCUUUCCAUGUGCUUAUUGGCCAUUUGUAUACCUUCUUUAGAAAACUAUCUGUUCAAGUCUUUUGCCUAUUUUUUAAUUGGGUUGUUUGUCUGUUAUCGAGUUGUAAGGGCUCUUUAUAAAUUCUGGGUACUAAACCCUAGUCAGAUACAUGAUUUUCAAGUAUUUUCUCCCUUUCUAUAGGUUGUCUUUUCAUAUCUUUUAUGGUGUCAUUUGAAGCACAAAAGUUUUUAAUUUUGAUGAAAUCCAAAUUAUCUAUUUUUUCUUUCGUUGCUUGUGGUUUUGGUGUCAAAUCUAUUGCUAAACCCAAGGUCAUGAAUAUUUACCCCUAUGUUUUCUUCUAAUAGUCUUAUAUUUUUCAGCUCUUAGGUCAUUGGCCCAUUUUGAGUUAAUUUCUGUAUACGGAGUAGGUACGGGUCCAACUUCGUUCUUUUGCAUGCGGUUAUCCAGUUGUCCCAGUACCAUUUUUGAAGAGAGUAUUCUUUUUCCACUAAAUGGUCUUGGCACCUGUUAUGGAUUGAAUUGUGUCCCCCCCCAAAUGCAUGUAAGCUUGGCUAGGCCAUGAUUCCCAGUACUGUGUGAUUGUCCACCGUUUUGCCAUCUUAUAGAUUUUCCUAUGUAUUGUAAAUCCUAACUCUGUGAUGUUAAUGAGAUGGAUUAGCAGCAGUUAUGUUAGUGAGGCAGGACUCAAUCUACAAGAUUAGUUUUUUUUUUUUUUAAUUAACUUUUAUUGAGCUUCAAGUGAACGUUUACAAAUCAAGUCAGACUGUCACAUAUAAGUUUAUAUACACCUUACUCCGUUCUCCCACUUGCUCUCCCCCUAAUGAGUCAGCCCUUCCAGUUUCUCCUUUCAUGACAAUUUUGCCAGCUUCCAACUCUCUCUAUCCUCUCAUCCCCCCUCCAGACAGGAGAUGCCAACACAGUCUCAAGUGUCCACCUGAUAUCAUUAGCUCACUCUUCAUCAGCAUCUCUCUCCUACCCACUGUCCAGUUCCUUUCACGUCUGCUGAGUUGUCUUCGGGAAUGGUUCCUGUCCUGGGCCAACAGAAGGUUUGGGGACCAUGACUGCCGGGAUUCCUCUAGUCUCAGUCAGACCAUUAAGUCUGGUCUUUUUGUGAGAAUGUGGGGUCUGCAUCCCACUGAUCUCCUGCUCCCUCAGGGGUUCUCUGUUGUGCUCCCUGCCAGGGCAGUCAUCGGUUGUA
Loxodonta africana (African savanna elephant) is the source of this 11313-nucleotide messenger RNA. RefSeq lists its product as uncharacterized. The record is from RefSeq and is a predicted model, not a curated record. Lineage: Eukaryota; Metazoa; Chordata; Mammalia; Proboscidea; Elephantidae. The coding region runs from base 1906 to 2643 and encodes 245 amino acids. The transcript has 5 exons.